CCUGGAUCAUAUGCAUUUACUAUUUUCUUUUUGUUAUAUAGAAAAAUAUCAAAUAGAUUUUCUAAAUAAUGACAUAUACCCUCUUUUUAUAGGAGAAAAUCUUUUUCCUGUAAACAUUCCUAAAAUUACAAGUGAUCAAACUAUAUAUAUAUAUAUAUGUUCUAGAUUCAUUUGGAUAGUAAACUUUCAUAUCAAUUCCUUAAGUUUAUAAAUUAUGAAGAGCACAUUAAUAAUAUUUUUCACACUCUGUUUGAGCAUGGCCGUUAUGGCGCGUCACGAAUCCUACUAUGGCAACACCAAACCGGCUAAACUGAAUGAGGAGAAAGUGACACGUGUCAGAUUUUAUCUCCAUGAUACUCUCAGUGGCCAAAAUCCUACCGCCGUUAGAAUCGCACAUGCAAAUCUAACCGGUGGCUCAGCUUCGCCGGUAGGUUUUGGAAGCCUGUUUGUGAUAGACGAUCCGCUCACCGUCGGGCCGGAGAAACACUCGAAAGAGAUCGGGAAUGGUCAAGGGAUGUAUGUCUCCGGGUGCAAAGACUUGAGCAAAUUCACGAUCGUCAUGUACGCUGAUUUGGCUUUCACGGCAGGGAAGUUUAAUGGAAGCUCGAUCAGUAUCUUCUCGAGGAAUCCGGUGGCGGAAGAGGUCGGAGAGCGAGAAAUCGCGAUUGUUGGUGGCCGUGGGAAAUUCAGAAUGGCGAGAGGUUUUGUCAAAGUAAAAACAAAUAAGAUUGACAUGAAGACUGGUGAUGCUGUUCUCCGAUAUGAUGCUACUGUUUAUCAUUAUUAACCGAUUCAUAUGUUCCGAUUAAAACAAUAAAAAGGCCAACUAAAUCAAUUAUUCAGAUCAAAACUGAAUUUUGCAUGAUCAAGAGAUCAAAAUUGAUUAAUUAUGUUGCAAUCUUUCUUCUCAAUUCCCAAAAUCUAUACUAGUAAUCUCUUUUACAUAUCUUAGUUGUGUGGAUCGUGAUAUUUGAGAUAGUCUUACAAAAGACAUGAUAGGGCCUGUGAGUGUAUAUGAUUGGUUUUCCAUCGGAUCCUAUCCGAAUUUUAUCCAAAAUAUUAAUUAUCG
Molecule: messenger RNA, 1069 nt
Organism: Arabidopsis thaliana (thale cress)
Lineage: Eukaryota; Viridiplantae; Streptophyta; Magnoliopsida; Brassicales; Brassicaceae
Product: Disease resistance-responsive (dirigent-like protein) family protein
Exons: 1
Coding region: 215-787 (190 amino acids)
Cellular component (GO): apoplast
Source: RefSeq, marked reviewed